Molecule: messenger RNA, 1631 nt
Organism: Stomoxys calcitrans (stable fly)
Lineage: Eukaryota; Metazoa; Arthropoda; Insecta; Diptera; Muscidae
Product: cysteine dioxygenase type 1
Exons: 3
Coding region: 518-1249 (243 amino acids)
Biological process (GO): L-cysteine catabolic process
Molecular function (GO): ferrous iron binding; cysteine dioxygenase activity
Source: RefSeq, a predicted model, not a curated record
AAAACGACAACGGCUGCUUACAAAAUACAAAACAAUUGAAACCUCAUCAUAAAACGCCAGUCACAUAAAAUUGUAAAAAACUAAAAAAACAAAAUAAUUGAAAUUUUAACAAGUCCAAUUGGGUGAUUUUGGGGGUUUUCUUUACAACCCGGCCACCAACAAAUCGAUCAAAGAAAACAAAUCGUUAACAAAUAAAUUAGCAUUACCGGCCACCGAACCAAACAACAUUAACAUCAACAUCAUAGCCAUUGUAGACCAUUGUGGUUGAGGUGUUGUUUUGCUGUCUGUCUGUCUGUCUGCAGCCGCUAACCCAUAAUUUUAAAGUUAUUAACAUAGGCGAGCUACAUUUUAAGCUCAGCUUACACGGCGCCUAAACCAAGACCCAGUUUGAAAAAAAAACGCUUACUUUCGUUUUAAAGUCAACGGAAAACGUAAAAACGCAAUAAGCCGAAGAAGAAAAACGUAAACAAACAUCGAUAAGAAAACCCAGGAAAACUGUUAUUAAAAAGCCAUCAAAAUGGUUCAUCAAAGUUUCAAAAUGGCUUUGUCCAAGAUCGACACCGAAAUGGAUCAGGAGAAGUAUUUGCGUGAGGUUACCCGUCAUUUUCGGGGCAUUGAGAAACCCUUGAAAUAUGGACCUGUCGUUGAGAACUUGAGCGAUCUGAUAUCUGCGCUCCACUCGGAGUUCUCCACCAACUAUGUCAACAUUGAAAUGGUCAAUCACCUAAUGCUCUCCUACAAAUCCAAUCCCAAGGAGUGGAAAAAGUUUGCCAAAUUCGAUCGUUACAAGUACACCCGUAAUCUAGUGGAUGCUGGCAAUGGAAAAUUCAAUCUGAUGAUACUUUGCUGGGGUGAAGGUCAUGGUUCGACCAUACACGACCACUCGGAUUCGCAUUGUUUCAUGAAAAUGCUAAAGGGCGAAUUGAUGGAGACACGCUACUCAUGGCCCGAGUCCACUACGGCCAAGGAUCAUUUGGAGAAUUUGAAAGAAGGCGAGGAAUUUGAGUACCAUGAUGCCUUGCAGGUGCUGGGCAAGACCACCAUGGGCGUCAACGAAGUAGCCUAUAUCAAUGACAACUUGGGUCUACAUCGUGUGGAGAAUCCCAGUCACUCCGAUACUGCUGUGUCUCUACAUUUGUAUUGCCCUCCCUUCGACACCUGUUCCAUGUUCGAGAAGACCACCGGCAAGCGUGUCCAGUGUAAUGUGACCUUCUGGAGCAAAUAUGGUCUAAAAUCAGAGAACCACUAAUUAUGGCUAUGGCAGCUGUUAUUGUUAUUACUCUAAUCCAUUCCAUAUAUUAUAUUGACUUUACCAAAAAAAAUUAUAAAGAUAGAAAAGUUUGUAGUAGAAUAUAGACAAAGACUUUAAUACUUAUCUAGUGUAGUGGUUAUUUAAGUUUAUCAUAUACGUGUAAAUUAUAUUCAUUAGAUUAGCUAUAAGAGCUCCAUUAAUAAGUUAUUUUUUUAUGAUUAAGUUUACGAUACACAAAUCCAUAUGUAAAUACCUAUAUGAAAUUAAAUCAAAGAUUGAAAAUAUUAGGUAUGCAACAAUGAAAGUUUCUGCAAGGGAUGAAUUGGAUACUUAGGGAAUUUUUCGAUUUUGGAUUAAAAACAAAUGUUGUUUGUAAAUA